Molecule: messenger RNA, 463 nt
Organism: Symbiodinium sp. CCMP2456
Lineage: Eukaryota; Dinophyceae; Suessiales; Symbiodiniaceae
Source: the annotation of a GenBank genome assembly
GCUGCGAUGGCUCUGGUGCUAUUCGUCGGUGGCUUCUACUUGCUUGCUCGGGUGCAGAAGCCCGUUUUCGGACAGCCCGUACAAAGAGAUACCUGGUCCUUCUCACAACAAAGGGCUGCAACGCGAGCGCCGCGGCCCAGCAGCCAGAUGGGUUCACAGAGCUCCCUGCCUCCCUCUGGGGAGCCAGAAGCGUUGGCCGUGUGUGAGGACCUCGUCGUUCCCGUCGGUACAGAGUGCGUGCUGUUUCUGCCGAACUUAGCUGAUGCCACGGGCCAAGAGGUAUCCGUGGAUGAUCAUCGGGGCGUCAGCGUCUUCAAGGCUCGCUUUGCCAAGACGCCGAAGCAGGACAGUGUACGCCUCUCCUUGUUGAGCCCACAAGACGAAGUUUUCUGCACGCUUCGGCAAUCUUUGCGGCCGACAACGCCAGGCUUCGCCAUCUUCGGGCCGGGCGGUCCGCAAUUUG